AUGUAUCACCUGGCCAAGUCGCUGUAUACGUACGCGACUAGCAAAGAAGAGUACUCCGUCCUCCUCUUGGGUCUGGACAAUGCCGGAAAGACUACGCUCCUCUCCCAGAUCAAGGCUCUCUAUCAACCCCGACCGGAAGGGUCACCUGUGCCGAACCCCGGCAAGACUGUUCCCACGGUUGGCCAGAAUGUCGCAACAAUCUCCUUGCCAGAUAUGAACCUGAAGAUCUGGGAUGUUGGAGGCCAGAUCUCGAUGCGUGGCCUUUGGCAGAGCUACUACACCAGCUGUCAUGCCAUAAUCUUCGUCGUCGACAGUGCCGACGUAGGUCAGGACGCCGACAUCACCCGGCUUCCAUCCACAUCCAGCAGACGCCCCAGCUCAGUCUCUGGCCCAUCACGAGGUAGUGUGGGCACUAGUGAUCAUUUUUCGCAGCAGGCAGUGGGAAUGAACUCUGGUGGAGGAGAUUUUGGGCGCCUCGAUGAAUGUCGAGAGGUCCUGGAGUCGGUACUGCAGAACACGGAUGUCGCUGGGGUGCCCAUCCUUGUCCUAGCCAAUAAACAGGAUCGGGAGGAUUGUGUCGAGGUAGUGCGCAUCAAGGAAGGCUUCAUCCGAAAGAUUUUUGAGGGGGAAACCGGAGGAGGUGUCCGCGACAGCCGCGUACUGCCGGUCAGUGCGCUGAUGGGUUCAGGAGUACAGGCUGCUGUUGAAUGGGUGCAAAGCCGUGUUAAAUGGAACAAAGAAGGCCGACCACCAGUGAUGCGCUAA
Penicillium macrosclerotiorum is the source of this 765-nucleotide messenger RNA. Its product is annotated as ADP-ribosylation factor family protein. Gene Ontology annotation, cellular component: Golgi apparatus. The transcript is spliced from 2 exons. Lineage: Eukaryota; Fungi; Ascomycota; Eurotiomycetes; Eurotiales; Aspergillaceae. The record is from RefSeq and is a predicted model, not a curated record. Bases 1 to 765 code for a protein of 254 amino acids. Gene Ontology annotation, molecular function: GTPase activity; GTP binding. Gene Ontology annotation, biological process: intracellular protein transport; protein localization to organelle; Golgi to plasma membrane protein transport.